This is a messenger RNA of Cladophialophora psammophila CBS 110553, 1089 nucleotides long. RefSeq lists its product as uncharacterized. Bases 1 to 1089 code for a protein of 362 amino acids. NCBI's taxonomy places the organism in Eukaryota, Fungi, Ascomycota, Eurotiomycetes, Chaetothyriales, Herpotrichiellaceae. The record is from RefSeq and is a predicted model, not a curated record. The transcript has a single exon.
AUGACUCCAGCUCGGGGUGGGAAUAAGAGAGUGUUUCUCCUAACCCACCCGAGAACUGCUUCAAAUCUCGUCAUCCGAAUCCUGAACUUAGAGAAUCAGCCAGCCGUCUGUAGUCCGGGUGGGAACACAGAAAGCUCCGACGAACGUGGGUACUUCUUCCUCCCAACCGUGCCACGCCGACUGGAACUCGCCGAUCGGCGCUCUGAAGAUUGGACCGAAGAAGAACACGCAGAUAUGAAGCGUUGUCUUGAAGCUUGUACAGCCGAGCUAGUCCGGCACGUGGAGUCCGCAGAAGCCGAAGGUAGGAGUGUUUGUGUGAAAGAACAUCUCAUGUGGAUGCUGUCGCCUGCAGCAGAGGAUUUGGUUAAAGCGAGGGUAACGACAGAGGACCGUGAUGCGAACAUCCCACAGCAGGAAACAGGGGAAGGACAGAACGAGAGCCUAACAAAGGCACAGAACCAGACAGUCCUCCCUGAUGCUUUCCUGCGCACAUGGACACCAACGUUUUUAAUUCGGCACCCUGCGUUGGUGUUUCCGUCACUUUAUCGAACCUCUGUAGACCUGGAAGGCCCCGAACAAGCCACGAAGAAUGCAGAUGGGAGCUUUCGAAUGGAAAUGACCUGGAGAUGGAGCCGAAAUUUGUGGGAGUGGUUUAACAAGCAACGACUUGACCAAUCCAUGGCUUCUGGGAAGGUUCGAAGGCGCUCUAGGAAUGAUGGGCAGUCCACCUCGUCGUGGCCGAUCAUCCUAGACGCCGACGACGUUAUUCUUCACCCGAGCGUCAUCAGACGAUAUUGCGGGAUUGUCGGGUUGGACCCAGACAAAUGCCAAUUCAAGUGGGAGUCUGCCACUGCUGAAGAGCAGCAAAGAUUAAAUGUCUUCGAAAGAAGGAUGAAGUCGAGCCUGUUGUCCUCGACUGGCUUGAUUAAAGAAGGGAAGACCGCGAUCGGGUUAGACAUCGAGCGCGAAGCACAGAAGUGGAAAGCCGAAUUUGGAGGAGAGGAAGCCAAAAAGCUUCUGUCGUGGGUCAAAGAUGCCAUGCCGGAUUAUGAGUUCUUGAGAGAAAGGCGACUGAGAGAGGGAGAUUGA